UUGACCUGCUGAGUGGACUAAAGAUGGGGGAGCAAGGUGGUUGGCUGGAGGCUAACAGAGCAGACUGGGUGGCCAUCUUGGAUUCCCAGACCCAGACGGGUGCAGCUAAGAGCACAGGGGACAAGGUCACUGAGCAGGCCAGGACCAGAGGGGACAGCAUCAACUUUGGGAUGGGGAACAACACUGUUAAGCACAACCAGAAACAGACAGUCGAUCACAAAACAACAACCGAACUUAGUCUCCAUGACAACAGACUGGCUGAGACAAGGGCGGGGCGUAGAUUAGGUCUGCGGGGACAGGGACGUCCGUCCUGCUCCUAUAGUUGUGAUUCAGAGAGACUGAUGGGGCCUCAGGUUAACCCCCUAACAGGUGCUGCCUUCAGCCUGCCUUCUAUAGGAUCUAUCAACUGGAACAUGGACCCUGCGACAACACAGACACUCCCUGGCCUUCAUCCUCCUCACACUCUCCUAAUGUUAAACCAGACCUCAGACAAUGCCAGUGCCUCAACACUAAAUGGCUACACAAGCCCAUUGACAAAUGACAGUAGUAGAGAUGGAAUCAGUAAAGGUGGCAGCGCCAAAGAGAAGCGAUUCCCGUGUUCAUUCUGUGGGAAAGCCUUCAGUUUCCCCAAACAGGUGAAGAUCCACCAGAGGAUGCAUACGGGGGAGAAACCGUUUGUCUGCCCCCUAUGCCGGGCCAGUUUCUCCCACCCCUCCAACCUGAAGCGGCACCAGAGGGUCCACACAGGGGUGAAACCCUUCAGCUGUACCCAGUGUCACAUGCGCUUCACGCAGGCUGGCCACCUGAAGAGGCACCAGAGGGUCCACACGGGGGAGAAACCAUACAGCUGCCCCCAGUGUGAGAAGAGGUUCUCCCACCAGCACCAUCUGAAGAUGCACCUGAAGAUCCACACAGGAGAGAGGCCGUUCGCCUGUACGUUACCUCAGGAUACACCAGCAGAAAAUGCACACAGCCUUGUAUAGAUUGUAGUGAUAUGUAGUAUUAGCUAGUAUAGUGUACAGUGACAUGUAAUGUAGUACUAGUUAGUUUGUAGUUAAUUCUGUUGGUUUUGGAUGUAGUGGGGAACUGGAUGAGGUGAACUGAGGAAAGAAUGAGUAUGAUGAGACAGAGUAGAUGAUAUGGUGAUGAUGGUGUCUGUAAAAAUGCUUCAAUGAUAAAUUGAUAACCUUGUCUUUUUGUAUGAUGCUGGUGUUUUAUAAUGAGGAAAUUAUAGUACCUUAAUUCAUGUUUACUUGACAUAAAGUAGUGAAGAUGUGCGUACUGUAAUGUUGAACCUUUUCCAAAGCGAGGGAACCAGAUUUACAGAAAAAGGUAAAGUGUUACCAUAAUGAGAAAAGUUAUUCUACUUGUCACAUAUAUCAUUUGUGCAAUGUGUGUGACCAUUUAAAAAACAUUAAUUACAAAA
Oncorhynchus tshawytscha (Chinook salmon) is the source of this 1426-nucleotide messenger RNA. Its product is annotated as zinc finger protein 227-like. The coding region runs from base 24 to 983 and encodes 319 amino acids. The transcript is spliced from 2 exons. The record is from RefSeq and is a predicted model, not a curated record. Gene Ontology annotation, molecular function: DNA-binding transcription factor activity, RNA polymerase II-specific; RNA polymerase II cis-regulatory region sequence-specific DNA binding. Lineage: Eukaryota; Metazoa; Chordata; Actinopteri; Salmoniformes; Salmonidae. Gene Ontology annotation, biological process: regulation of transcription by RNA polymerase II.